AUGGCAGCAUUCACGCCUCUAAUCCUGGACCUAGAUGAAGAUUUUUUCGACCGGUUUCACCUGAAGCCGGGUCCGGUCAUUGGAACCGGCUUGAGCGGUCAGGUUAUCCACGCCACAUCGGACAAUCUCAACUUCGGACUGGCGGUGAAAAUGUUCUCCAUGCUCCAUCAGGCUGACGACAUGAACGUGCAGCUGUACACACAGGAGGUCAAGGCCAUGGUGGGGGUGGACCAUCCCAACAUCAUCAAGCUCAUAUCGGCCGUACGAUGUCCACGCUACUGGUCAAUCACCACGCCUUACUGUAGAAACGGGACGCUGUCUCAGAGACUUUCAGAACUCACCCCACAUCACCUGGCACUUUACCUGAUACAGCUGUCUUGUGCUGUGAGGUACCUCUACAAGAGAAGAAUCGUCCAUGCAGACAUUAAACCUGCCAACGUCUUCUUAGACGAUAACGGACACGCUGUUCUCGCAGAUUUUGGACUCUCCUUCGUGGUGCCAGACACGACUGAAUGCAGUGCCAAUAUCGGCGGGACCCCGGCCUUCAUGGCGCCUGAACUUCUCUGUAAUGGCCGAGUUGACCCCUUCAAACUGGACGUGUACUCCCUCGGCGCUGUUGUCUGGUGCAUGCUGUUCAGAGUGGAACCGAACCCUAUGUCAGUACACAGUUACCUGGAUGAGCUCAAUAACUGCCCGGAUGUUCCACACAUUUACAGGUGUGUUCUGACGGCCAUGCUACAUCAGGAACCAGACCUAAGAAUCGAUAUCUGUACCCUACUGGUGAAACUAAAAGAAGAGAAUUUCGCCGUGGAAAUGAUAGACGCACUUUGA
Physella acuta is the source of this 831-nucleotide messenger RNA. Its product is annotated as calcium/calmodulin-dependent protein kinase kinase 2-like. The record is from RefSeq and is a predicted model, not a curated record. Lineage: Eukaryota; Metazoa; Mollusca; Gastropoda; Physidae. Gene Ontology annotation, molecular function: ATP binding; protein serine/threonine kinase activity. Gene Ontology annotation, biological process: protein phosphorylation.